Molecule: messenger RNA, 2632 nt
Organism: Lactuca sativa (garden lettuce)
Lineage: Eukaryota; Viridiplantae; Streptophyta; Magnoliopsida; Asterales; Asteraceae
Product: wall-associated receptor kinase-like 1
Biological process (GO): cell surface receptor signaling pathway; protein phosphorylation
Cellular component (GO): plasma membrane
Molecular function (GO): polysaccharide binding; protein serine/threonine kinase activity; ATP binding
Source: RefSeq, a predicted model, not a curated record
GCAGUCAAAUGUGGUCUGUAAAUAAAUAUUCCCACUUCAGUACACGAGGCAGUCAAAUGAGGUGUGUUCUUGCUCUGUUUUGAAAGUUUAAACGACUUGUAUGAUUUGGUCUCUCAAGAACUGCUCGACCUCCAAUCACCGGAUAUCUCUUCGAACUUCCUUCAACAAGAGGACAUGCUUGCCUAAAUCAGCAAACACCAAGAUUAUAUAUUUUUUUCGAUUUCGGUUUUGAAACGUAACUGAAAACAUCACAUCACAAGUACUCGUUCCAACUAUUCUUGACGAUGGCAGCCAAUAUAUAUACGAAUUCCUCACCACAUUCCCAGGUAGAACUUGUCUGUAACAAUGAAGUUGCUGCAAUUAUCUUUAGUUAUAUUAAUUUCAUUAGCAUCAGCAGCAACAUCAGCGCCAAUUUACGCGAGACCCGGAUGCAAAGAUAGGUGUGGAGGUGUCCGGAUUCCAUAUCCAUUUGGAAUCGGUACAGGGUGUUAUAUCAAUGAAUGGUAUGCCGUUGAUUGCAACUUAUCGACACCAUACCUUUCUGCGAUAAACAACCUGAGACUAUUGUCUUUGAAUCUGGAGAAUCAAACGAUGGCUGUUAAUGUCUCAAUGAAUUCGAAUUGUGCAGACACAAUCCGGAACAACAGUCAGAUCUUGAGCGUCGACUUGGGUGAUAGCCCUUUCCUCUUUUCUCGAGAAGAUAACAAAUUCACUGUCGAGGGGUGUGGAAAUGCAGUUAUCUUGGAGCAAAAUAACUUGGUCACAGGGUGUUCGACGAUAUGCCCAAACCAAACUAAUAACCCAAGAAACAAUUGUUAUGGGAUCAAUUGUUGCCAAACCACGAUUCCUUACUAUCUUAAAACAUACACCAUCGAUACUACACGCUUGCAAAGUCAGGAUUCGGGUGGAGUUUGUGGAUCUGCGUUCCUGGUGGAUGAACAAAUGUACUCUUUUGGCAAGUUUUCAAGGCAAUCUGCUUUUGUUGGGAACUCCUUUGUUCCAAUUUCACUUCGGUGGACUCUAAGACUAGAAGAAAUUGGUGAAAGUGAUUGUUCUUCUAUGACAAGAGAGGAUCUUUAUCUGGGUAAUGGUACCAACAUUGAAUCUUACAAAUGUACUUGUAAGCCAAUUGAAGAAGGAAGCCCGUAUUUAACUAAUGGAUGCCAAGCUGUUGGACCAUGCGCCACGUGUAUCAAUGGAUGCGUGCAAAUUAAUGGGACAGGGAAUUUCACAUGUCUUCCUACUCAAGCUAGAGGAAAAUCAUCAACAACUGGAGUUAUUCUAGGUGUUAGCAUAAGCAUCGGGGUACUACUUCUUACAGCAACCACCUUCGCUUUAUACAAACUAAUCCAAAAAACAAAAGACAAAAGACAAAAAGCACGAUUUUUCAAACGAAACGGAGGCCUACUUUUAAAACAACAAGAAACUACCGAUGAAGGAUUAGUCGAUAAAACCACACUUUUCACCGCAAAAGAGUUAGAAAAAGCAACCGACCACUUCCACGAGAACCGAAUCCUCGGUCGAGGAGGCCAAGGCACUGUCUACAAAGGCAUGUUAACUGAUGGAAGGAUUGUGGCUGUGAAAAGAUCAAAAAUAGUAGACGAAAGCCAAUUAGAACAGUUCAUCAACGAGGUGGUUAUCUUAUCACAAGUCAACCAUCGGAACGUGGUCAAACUUCUCGGAUGUUGUUUGGAAACCGAAGUCCCUCUUCUUGUAUCCGAAUUUGUAUCAAACGGGACUUUAUACGAACAAAUUCACAAUGAAACCGACGAGUUCCCGAUGACAUUAAACACACGGUUACGGAUUGCAACUGAGAUUGCUGGAGCUUUAGCGUAUUUACAUUCGGCUACUUCGAUUCCUAUAUACCAUCGAGACAUUAAAUCGACUAAUAUACUUAUGGAUGACAAAUUUCGAGCCAAAGUUUCGGAUUUUGGGACUUCGAGAUUCGUAUCAAUUGAUCAAACACAUUUGACGACGUUAGUCAAGGGGACUUUCGGGUAUUUGGAUCCGGAAUAUUUUCAAUCGAGUCAAUUUACGGAAAAGAGCGAUGUUUAUAGUUUUGGGGUUGUUUUGGUUGAACUUUUGACGGGGGAAAGGCCGAUUUCGGUGACGCGGAUUGGUGAGCAUAGAAGUUUGGCGACUCAUUUUAUGUUGGCUAUGGAAGAAGGUGAGGGGAUGGGGGUUUUUGAUCGGAGGAUUGUGGAGGAGGGUGGUCGGGUUGAGGUUAUGGCGGUGGCUGAGCUGGCGCUGCGGUGUUUGAAUUUGAACGGGAAGAAUAGGCCUACGAUGAAAGAAGUGGCGUUAGAAUUGGAAAGAAUUAGGGCGAGUUAUUUACCAUCUGGAAAUGGUGUUGGGAAGUUGAAGUACAAUGGUGGAAUGGAAGAAGAAAUGAUUUUGUUCUCGUAUGAUGAUGAUGAUAUACCAUCAACAAGUACGUAUUGAUUAGAAUGUUUGAUUUACUUGAAAUAUGUUUUUUUUUUCUUUUUUUUUUUAAAUGUUUGAAUGACAUAGGUAACCAUUUUAUGUUUUUUGUGAGGGUUCUUUUCCAUUUUUAUCAUUUAAUAUUACUUCUUAUUUAUAUCAUGUGAACUCGUAGGAUCUUGCAAUGGACUCUCUAAAUUUUUCCCGCUAU